AGACAAGCCUUGUCCAGCUACAGGACCGAGCACAAGGUGAUCCAAUUUCUUAUUAGGAAUGGUUCGCGCGUCGUUCCUCGUAGCCGAAUCCGAAGAAAAAUCAACAAGUGAAGAGAGAUGAGGAAGAAGAAAGAGCACAGGAAUAAGUAAAAGAAUUCGACGCCAUCCGCUACAAGAUCUCAUGCUCCGAUAAUCUCUCCGGGAACCCAUUAAUAUCGUAUUUUCAACCUUCAACGCAAUCGCCGAUCAAACGAAUCCGCGGAGGAGGACUGACUACUGACCGCCUGAAAAAAACUAAACCGGGAAGAACCCAAACUACGUGACGUUUAUUUGAACUGUCAUCGAAUAUCAUGCCGUCUCGUCAUUCACUUAUCUGAGUGGGCUUUAUAAUAGAAAGGCCCAGUACAUAAUGUAUAUCGAUUCCUAAGUUGGCGAAUACAUAAUGUUGCUGCGUCUCUGUCGUCAUCGACUUCCUCUUCCUCUGACUUUGAGCAGCUCUGUCUUCUUCUCGAAAUCGUCUCCUGUUUCUUCUGCUUUCAUGGAUGCUUCAAAUCCCAAUUCUUCUAGAAAAUCUAAUGUCUCUUCCUUCGCUCAGUCCAGUCGAAGCGGUGGUAGAGGAGGAGGAUAUGAGAGAGAUAACGAUCGACGGAGACCUCAGGGUCGUGGCGACGGUGGAGGCGGAAAGGAUAGAAUCGAUGCACUUGGACGACUCUUGACGAGAAUAUUGCGACAUAUGGCUACUGAGCUGAGAUUGAACAUGAGAGGUGAUGGUUUUGUUAAAGUUGAAGAUUUACUUAACCUGAAUUUGAAAACUUCUGCAAAUAUUCAGUUAAAGUCACACACGAUUGAUGAAAUUAGAGAGGCUGUGAGAAGGGACAAUAAGCAACGGUUUAGUCUCAUCGAUGAGAAUGGAGAGCUCUUGAUUCGCGCUAACCAAGGCCAUUCGAUCACGACGGUUGAGUCAGAGAAGUUACUUAAACCAAUACUGUCACCAGAAGAAGCUCCAGUGUGUGUACAUGGAACUUAUAGGAAGAAUUUGGAAUCCAUCUUAGCAUCGGGCUUAAAGCGUAUGAAUAGAAUGCAUGUUCACUUCUCUUGUGGAUUACCAACAGAUGGUGAAGUGAUUAGUGGCAUGAGAAGAAAUGUAAAUGUUAUCAUCUUCCUCGACAUCAAGAAAGCUCUUGAAGAUGGGAUUGCGUUCUACAUAUCAGACAACAAAGUGAUUUUGACUGAAGGCAUUGAUGGUGUAUUGCCUGUCGAUUACUUCCAGAAGAUCGAGUCUUGGCCUGAUCGGCAAUCCAUACCUUUCUGAUUCAUAUAAUUCAACAUCAUGCGAAGAUUGACAGGAUCCUAUGACAAUGAUUGUGAGGAUUCUUCUGAACCUUGAUUAUGUAAUGUUGUCUCAGUGUUUUCAAUUGCACAUAUGACAAUUUAUGAAAACUUUCAAGAUUAUGUUGUUUCCUUUGCCCAAAGACAUGAGAAGUGCAGAAAUAAAUCAA
Messenger RNA from Arabidopsis thaliana (thale cress), 1499 nucleotides. Its product is annotated as RNA 2'-phosphotransferase, Tpt1 / KptA family. NCBI's taxonomy places the organism in Eukaryota, Viridiplantae, Streptophyta, Magnoliopsida, Brassicales, Brassicaceae. The transcript has 8 exons. The coding region runs from base 443 to 1312 and encodes 289 amino acids. The record is from RefSeq and is marked reviewed. Gene Ontology annotation, molecular function: transferase activity; tRNA 2'-phosphotransferase activity.